GCUUGCAUGCGUGUGUGGGUCGUUUUCGUCUUCGAUUCGGCCGCCAGACCAGAAGGAAAAGAAAGAUCCGAGCGAGCGCAGCAAAAGGUGCGGAAAAAAUUGUCUUGUGUUAUUGUUUCAUGGACGCGAAGUGUGAAAGUGGAAAAUUGUCACCGUUGAUAUUGUGUGUUGAAAGCGCGAGUUAAGUGUUGAAUUUGUGCACAAUUUGUCACUUAAUGUGUGGUGUUUGUUCGGUGGCCGUUGAAAAUUUUUAAGUUUACUACCAACGCUCUCUUCAUCAAUCGGUCACAGCGAUGGAGGAGGAUACUGAAUACAAAAAGCUCCCUAUCGACGAGCGGUGCGUGCACAAGUUGUGGAAAGCACGUGUCGAUGGUUACGAGGAAGCGGCAAAACUUUUCCGCACAAUUGAUGACGAAAAAUCGCCGGAAUGGAACAAAUAUCUUGGCCUGGUUAAGAAAUUUGUCACCGAUAGCAAUGCCGCGGCCCAGGAGAAGGGCCUCGAGGCGACGCUGGUGUUUGUCGAGAACAGUGGCAAUGCCGGUAAAACUGUUGGGGAGGUCAUGAGCGGAAUCAUCACGAAGUGCAUUGGAGCACCGAGAGCAAAAACGAAGGAUUUGGCUGGGCAGAUUACCUUGAUGUAUAUUGAAAUCGAGAAGCAAGACAUUGUACUGGAGGAAUUGCUAAAGGGAACGGAACAGAAGAAUCCCAAGAUUGUAGCGGCAUGUGUGGUCUCGAUAACUCAGGCCCUGCGCGAGUUUGGUAACAAAGUAAUAAGCAUAAAGCCCAUUGUCAAAAAGCUUCCUACUUUGCUUAGUGAUCGCGACAAGGCAGUACGGGACGAGUCCAAAUCACUGACAAUUGAAAUAUACCGAUGGAUUGGGGCCGCAUUCAAGUCGCAGAUUGCAUCACUUCCUGCUGUGCUUCUCGCAGAAUUGGAAACCGAGUUCGAGAAAGUAAGUGGUGACAAAGCAAUUCCAACGCGGUAUCUUCGGUCACAGCAGGAGAGGCAAAUGUUAGCUGCUGUGGCUGCCAGUAGCAGCGGUGAUGUGGAAGACGUUGGCGACGAUAACGAAGCCGACGAGGCUGAAGAGAUUGAUCCCAUGGAUCUCAUCGAUCCAGUUGAUAUUCUUUCUAAACUUCCGAAAGACUUUUAUGACAAAUUGGAGGCAAAAAAGUGGCAAGAAAGAAAAGAAUCACUUGAAGCAUUGGAAACAUUACUCCAGAAUCCUAAACUACAACCAGGAGACUACGGCGAUGUAGUUCGCGCCCUCAAAAAGAUCAUCAGCAAAGACACCAAUGUGGUACUGGUGGCACUGGGUGGCAAAUGUUUGGCCAUGCUCGCUAGAGGAUUGGCGAAAAAAUUCAACACAUAUGCGGGGGCUUGCGUUCCAGCGAUUUUAGAAAAGUUCAAGGAGAAAAAAGUCAACGUUGUUACUGCUCUCAGAGAGGCGAUUGACGCAAUUUAUCCUUCCACUUCGUUGGAGGCCAUUCAGGAAGACAUUCUAGAAGCUUUGGGCAACAAAAAUCCAAAUGUGAAACUAGAAACUGCUUCAUUUCUCGCGCGAGCGUUUACGAAAACUUUGCCUACAAUUCUCAAUAAAAAACUACUAAAAGCAAUUAUUACUGCACUUCUCAAAACACUGAAUGAACCAGAUCCAGCAGUCCGUGACUCUGCAGCGGAAGCUCUUGGCACGGCCAUGAAACUGGUAGGCGAGAAAGCCAUCGGUCCCCACUUGACUGAAGUGGAUGCCCUGAAGCUGGCAAAGAUAAAGGAGUGCUGCGACAAGGCAGUUAUCACCAUCAAAAUACCUGGGCCAAAAAAGGAGCGGCCGGCAACUGCUCCUCCGAAAACGACCUCGACGGCAACUGGCGCUGUUAAAAAAGGAGGUUCUACAGAACCAAGACCAGUCGCAAGGCCAGCAACGGCUGGGGUGAAAAAAGUGGCUCCAUCGAAAAAGGCACCUGGCUCUGGUGGUGCAGGCGGAGGAGGCGGGGGAUCUGGUUUGUCUAAAUCGGCUAGCGCUUCGAAGGUACUUCCAACGGAGCGGGACAUGUCCACAGAUGAGAUUGAUGAAAAGGCCGCCGAGAUUCUGCCGACCGAUGUGGUACAAGGGCUAGCUGAUUCCAACUGGAAAACUCGUCUUGCGGCGGUGGAAUCAUUGACGGUUGUUAUCUCUGAACUAGAUCCGAAGUGUGGCCAUUCACAGGUCAUCUUGCGAUUCCUGGCCAAGAAACCUGGUCUAAAAGACACAAAUUUCCAAGUUUUGAAGGUCAAACUGGAAAAUGUAAAAGCGGUGGUCGACAAACUUGGCGUAACCACAACUACAGCAGAUUACAUCAUAAACGAUAUAACUGAGAAGUUGGGGGAUGCUAAGAACAGUGGACCAGCUGGACAAGCAUUGACAUCUAUUGCCGAUGCCAUCAAACUAGAAUAUGCCGUGUCCAAAGUAAUGGAAUUUGCGUUUGAGCAAAAAUCUCCUAAAGUCCAACAGGAGGCUUUAACAUGGGUGAACAACGCACUCAAAGAAUUCGGGUUCCAAGUAAAUCCUAAGCUGCUUCUCGAGGACUCCAGAAAAGCGGUGCAAAGCAUCAAUCCGGCUGUUCGAGCUUCAGGAAUCGCUCUCUUAGGCACGAUGUAUCUCUUCAUGGGCAACACGUUGGCAAUGUUUUUCGAGAAUGAGAAGCCCGCUCUUAAGCAGCAAAUUCAAGCGGAGUUUGAUAAAUGUGCUGGGCAGAAACCACCGGCGGCCACCAGAGGACAACAGGCCAAGUGUCCCAGUCCGGGUUCGGUGGAUGACCUUGAUGAUGAGGGCGAAGCGGACGAUCAACCAGCGAUCAACAUAAACGAUCUGCUCCCGAGAAUAGACAUUUCGACUCAAAUCACCGAAUCUCUGUUGGCUGAAUUGUCUGACAAAAAUUGGAAAACCAGAAACGAAGGCUUGGAGAAAUUGCGUGGCAUUGUUACCGAGUCCAAGCUCAUCAAGCCGAAUCUCGGGGAUUUACCGCAAGUGAUUGCUCAGCGGUUGGUCGAUAGCAAUGCAAAAAUUGCCCAAACUUCCGUGGAGAUUUGCCAGCUCAUCGCCACCGCCAUGGGCCCACCUUGCAAGCAAUAUGUCCGUGUGUUUUUCCCCGGAUUCUUGAAAGGCCUUGGAGAUGGAAAAGCUUUUAUCAGGAGCGCAUGCAUUUCCUGCAUAAAUACCUGGGGCGAUCAAGCCGGUUAUAAGGAGUUCUUCGACGGAGAAAUGAUUGCCGAUGCAUUGAAGAUUGGUAGUCCGGCGCUGAAAACGGAAGUGUGGGGUUGGUUAGCCGAGAAAUUGCCACCAUUACCAACUAAAAGUAUCCAAAAGGAUGAACUGGUUGCAAUAUUACCCCAUUUGUAUGCCAAUAUCUGUGAUAGAAAUGCGGACGUUCGGAAGAAUGCCAAUGAAGCUGUUUUGGGAAUAAUGAUUCAUCUGGGAUACGAUGCCAUGAUGAAGGCCCUGGAUAAGCAAAAGCCAACUUCGAAAAAGGAUAUUCAAGCUGCUCUGGAUAAGGCACGGCCUAAUCUACCGGUGAAACCUUUACCGAAGAAUAAACAACAGGCUCCCAUUGUAGAGGAACCUAAGGUGGUACGCCCAGGAACUGGUAAAGUGCAGAAGGCUGCUGUCGGGGUGUCCGCUAAAGCAAACCCUGCGGCAGCAGCCCGUAAAAAAGAAGAAGAGGUGGACAACUCUCCACUCUUAGCAAUAAACAACAUGAAAAGUCAACGGUUGUUGGAUGAGCAGAAAUUAAAGGUUCUCAAAUGGACUUUUACAACCCCCAGAGAAGAAUUCACUGACCUGCUAAAGGAACAAAUGACUUCAGCAAAUGUGAACAAAGGCCUGAUAGCCAAUAUGUUCCACGAAGAUUUCCGAUACCAUUUGAAGGUGAUCGACGCUCUGGUUGAGGAUCUACCCAAAAACGACAAGGGGCUAAUCUGCAACUUAGAUCUGAUUAUGAAGUGGCUCUCUCUACGAUUUUACGACACCAACCCGUCCGUCCUGCUGAAAGGGUUGGACUAUUUGAAUUUGGUGUUCGGCAUGCUGAUUGAGAAACAGUAUGUACUAGCUGAAAACGAGGGCAGUUCGUUUGCUCCGCAUCUACUCACGAAAAUCGGCGAUCCGAAGGAUGUAGUGCGCAAUGGGGUCCGGACACUGCUGAGGCAGAUUUGUCUGGUGUAUCCAUUCGCGAAGGUGUUUAUUUUUGUGAUGGAUGCUCUCAAGUCCAAGAAUGCCCGACAGCGUGCGGAGUGUUUAGAUGAGCUGGGUUAUUUGAUUGAGACGUACGGUUUAUCCGUUUGCCAACCAACUCAACAGGCCGCCCUAAAGGAAAUCGCCAAGCACAUAUCGGACCGAGAUAAUUCCGUACGCAAUGCAGCGUUGAAUGCAGUGGUGCAAGCGUACUUCCUUGCCGGUGAAAAGGUUUACAAAUUGAUCGGUCAACUAUCCGAGAAGGACCUUUCCAUGCUGGAUGAGCGGAUUAAGCGAUCAAAGAAAACAGCCAUUAAGAAACCAACCAAUUCGAUCGAAAUAGUCAAGGUGCCGUCUGCGACGGAAGUCAAUAACGUCGUUGAAACCGAACCUGUAGAAGAGGAGGAGGAGCCUCUUCCUGUGGAACAGCCUGUGGAACCUCUACCUGCACGAUCGGUUGUGUUUAACAAUAACAUCGAAAUGUACGACGGUAGCGGUCCUGGCCAAGCUGUUGAAAUAUCGGUUUAUACGCAACCACCGGAAGUAAAUCUGCCCAAAGUUAGUGGCCCAUUUAAGUUGGAUGAAAAUGUCAUUGCCGACAUUGAGAGCAACUGGGUUAAGGCCGAUCACCAUCGGAAGACCGAAUUGCCUCCGAUCGACAUUUCUUUCAUCUACGAGCCGAUCAAGGUGAUUCCUGUGCGGGGCAUUGCAUAUCCAGACGAAAAGUUCCAGCAACUGCUGGCGCGCACCCUUCAACGGCCGAUAAGUGCCCCCUCCCGGGAUUAUGCUAUGAGUCCGCUGUCGCAUCUUCGCUCUCCAGCCUAUAGCGGAACGAACAAGCCAAAACCAACUGCAAACUUGGCGGAUGUGUUGCCUAAACUGGAUCCAAACCUCCUACGUAUUAUUCGCGGAAUCGGAAGUGCGGAUGCCUAUACAGCUCAUGCUGCUAUCAACGAGUUGUCGGAUAUUCUCGAAUCACAGGAAAAACAGGCCGUUCUGAGAGACUAUGAAGAAAUAUACAUCCAAAGUAUACUGCAACAAUUCAAGUACCUUCAACAAAAGCCUCUAGCCGAAUCAUUGGCCAUGUAUCAGCCGUUGCUGCAUAGUAUUUACUCAUUCUUUGCAUCGAAAACGUUGGGUAAGAAUCUAUCGGUGAAUACCAUCAAAAGUAUUAUCGCUGUGUUGCUUGGAUUAAUGGCGGACAACAAGCUUGGCGGCAGUGCAGACGAUGCUCAGUUCACAAAGGUUGUCAACGGAAUAUGCCUCAAGAUUUUGGAUCGGACUAAUUUUACACAUUUAAACUGUGCUCUGAUACGACUACUAAAAGAAUCUUGUCAAACGAGUUGCCUACCUAAGUUUACGGAUCUACUAAUGAAGUGUAUUUGGCGGAAUGUGAAGGUUAUACCCGAUCGGCUUCAGGACUUGGACUACGAUUCCGUUUUACUUGAGGUGCACGAAUUUAUGCUGGCGCUACCGAGCUCAUGGUGGCAGCAGAGGCCCUCUGACACACCCCUGCGGACGGUGAAAACAAUUAUCCAUAACAUGACGAAAAUCAAAGGCAAUGCCAUCCUGCAGCACUUGAGUCGAAUUCCUAGCCACUCAGAACUGAAUACUUAUAUCCUGCGAAUAUUGAAAAAUCUCAACAAGGAAUCCGCCUCCAGUGCAGCCAACCAGAACGCUUCAGCAGUAGCCAAUUCGAAUAGCGAAAAUAACAAUACUCAACACCGAAGCAGCAGCCGGCCUGUGCACGAAACACACGAAGAAGUUUCCAACAUCUUCAAACUAAUCUCGAAUACGGACACUAGUCAGGAAGGGCUUGCGAAACUAUAUGAGUUCAAGUCGAAAAAUUCUGAUGUAGAUAUCCUCCCGUUCCUGAAAGGUGCCAGUGUCAGCUUCCAAAGGUAUAUAAUUGACGGUUUAGCAGAACUGGAUGCAAAAAAACUCAACUCAAAGGAUAGUGAUAAGAAAAUCAUGGCGGCGAAUUGCAUGCCACAGUCGACCACGAACCCUGACUAUUGGAUGGAACGUUUGAAUUCGCUCAUGACAAAAACCGGCCAAUCAGCUAAUCACCAGUCUAAUACAGGUCACGGCCAGUACACAGAUAACAAGAUCACGGACGAAAACCUGAACCUGAAUCAAAUGCAGCCGAAAGUCAACAUACUGCGGAAGGAAGCGGGCGGAGGUCUAGGGUCCGGCUUGAGCCCUACACCUGGAGGAGGUAUCGGUGGAAAUAGCAACGCAAGUAUUGUUAGUAGUAUUCCAUUACACCGACGUGAAUUGCUUGCGCAAAAACUAGAGCAAAUUAAGCAACAAAAGUGAACAAGCUUAUAAGAAACUGAGUUGAGCUCAGUGUUUAGUUUGAGAACAAUAACUGAAAACAGAGGGUCAAAGAGAACAAUGCGUAAUGGCGCAUUCUACGUAGUACAGGAAAAAUGAGGUCGAUGUUUAAUCAAACUCUUUAAAAUCUCAGUUUUUAUUGAAGCAGUUUUAGCUAAUUAUAUUCAUUAAACACCCGUAUGGAACAUUUGAAGGUUUUUGGUUUAUGUUUUCAGACUAAAUGUUUCGUUUGUCAAUAUUAGACAUAACAAUGUUUUCCAAAAGGCCUUAUGACACAUGAGCAAAACUCAUAAAAUUGUAGUACCUAGUACGCUACUUCAAAUGUUUUCAUUGUGUAUUUUGUUAAUCAUAUCUCCUUGUUUCCGCCUGAAGCUAUUGAAAGUAACAAUACUAUAACACAGCAAUUAUUACAGUCAGUCGAACAUAUUUCGGAAACCAUUUUACCUGAAUAGCAUCCAACCAUUGUAGAGACUACCUCAUUCCGAUUCUAUAUUUAGGUAUCAGGUAGUUGUUUGAUAUUUUACUAAGCUUUGAUUUUUCCUUCCCCUUUCUUCUACACUUUUUUUUCGUUUAUAGACUCAAAUGAAUUGCAAUUUCACAGUUCAAUUUUGUAAUUUACUUUCAUUAUAAUUCAUGUUUUGUACUCAAGCAAAGGCGAACUCUAUUAGAUAUGGUUGUUAUCUGCAGUGGCCAACUUUUGGUAAAGAUCAUAUGCAUUAAUUUGAUAUACCAGGAAGAAUUGAAACUCACCAUUUCAAUCCGUAUAGUACUUCUCGAUAAUUAUUGUGGGGUUGAACAGACGAUGCAUGUUGAAUUCGAGUGUUGGACUCGUUUCGGGAGAAGAUCUAUUUGGGCAGUUACCCUAUAUUCUCAUCUGUGCCGUUUAUUAUUCAAUCGCAUUUCAACUGAAUUACAUAACUUUAAAAAGCGACUGAGUAAAAAGAGCCAGCGACGGGCACUUGAUCAUUCUGCUCAAGUAAAUCUUCUGAUUAAAUGCGUUUCCGUUAUGUGUUCUACGAUUGCAAAUACUUUCCGCACUUGUAGUAACGGUUUAUGCAAACAUAACCAAACAUUAAUAAACUCGCUUGAACUACAACAAAAAUGAUGCCUAUAAUCGCACAUUAAGUUGCACAAUCAAAGAAUAUUUGGACUAAUGUGACAUUAUAAGAAAUCAUUGAGGUUGCGCAUGAAUUAGUUCCAUGAAAUUGGUUGAACUGACACUUAAGAAUGUGAUUAAAAUGUUCUUGGUUCUCGGAUUAAAUCACGCAAAAGCUGCUAUUGAAACAGCAGUUAUUGUUCAAAUUAAAUCAUAUUCAGACUGAAACAAAAGCAUACCAUUUCGAAUAAUGUUACUUUUAUUAUAUAAUUUGUGACAUGCUUAUAGGACCGUAAGCAGACUUGUUAGUAUUAUUUGAAUCUCUAAUGAACCACCACUCCCCGUUUAUCAUGGACAGGCCGCUCCAUAUGUCUACUAUAUUGGUUUUUGUUGAACUAUUACUUGUUAGAAUUCGUUUUCCGAAAAAAAAAGUUGCUAAAAAGUCAUUCGAGUGCUAUCGGUUAACAUCACUUGUUGCUAAUUUUAGUGCAAACACUCAUGUUCUACUGUUUUUUAUCUGUCCAUCCAAUACGACAAGUAUAUCUACAAUGAAGGCAAACUGGAGACGGUCACUACAUGUAUUACUAUUAAUAAAAAAAAUCGCAAAGAAAAUAAUUAAAAAAUACUUGAAUUCAAAGCGAACGUGUCCUCUCUGUUUGCAUGUAUUGAUUACAUGACAUUCAAUUAUAGAAAACAUCAAGUAGAGUACGCAGAAGGAUAGCCCAUUGUAAUCUAGUUCUUACAACAAUUUGGUCACUUUAAAUUUCAGCAGCAUAGAGACAAAAAAAAUGAUUACAGAUUCAAAUAUAUAUUUAUUACCGCAAAACAUUCAUGUUGAAUAUGUAAGCAUAUUUAGUAAUGAAAGCAAAUAAUAAAAAAUACUACCUAAUAA
Molecule: messenger RNA, 8533 nt
Organism: Armigeres subalbatus
Lineage: Eukaryota; Metazoa; Arthropoda; Insecta; Diptera; Culicidae
Gene: msps
Product: protein mini spindles
Exons: 16
Coding region: 294-6527 (2077 amino acids)
Biological process (GO): mitotic spindle organization; centrosome duplication; microtubule polymerization
Cellular component (GO): microtubule plus-end; kinetochore; spindle pole
Molecular function (GO): microtubule plus-end binding; microtubule plus end polymerase activity
Source: RefSeq, a predicted model, not a curated record